AUGAACCUACCUCAAGAAGACGUCGCUUCGCCGCGAUCAGUUGAGAACUGCCACAAGCUUCGGCAACUAGCGACAAACCUUCUUGGUGCCGUUACGGAGUAUACCCUCCGCGGCAAUAUGAGUGGGACCCAAGAGACUUCUUUGAAGUCUAGGAUUGUCAGCAUUACCCAAGAUAUCCGCAGCCUCGUUAAGGACCCGAACGAUCAAUGGCAGCUGCACAACAUCCAGAGCCAUAAGAUGGCCGCCAUCAAGCUUUUCUUUAGCUGGCACGUCUUUGAACAUAUCCCCUUGUACCAAUCCAUCUCUUACGUCCAACUAAGCGACCUGCUGAGCGUUGAUUUUCCACUUCUCGGUAGGCGUUCCAACAUAACCCCAUACCGAAUACAAGCUUUAUUAACUAUACAAGUCCGAGUUGCACGAAUGCUGAUCUCCACUGGGGUUCUGGAAGAGGACGGACCCGACCGGGUUGCGCAUACUGUGAACUCUAGGAUCUUUCUUCCCGAUAAUCCUUACGGAAACUUGAACCAAGUUGUGCUGGAAUACGGAUUGUCUAACUGCCAUGCCGUUCAGUAUUUCGACAAAAAUGGACGAAAAGAACCGGAUGGUGUCGGACCCAGUCCUUUCACAUUCACAAACGGUCUGCUUGAUAGCAAUAUAUGGAACAUCUAUGAGGACCAAACGAAGGCGGAUAUCUUCAUGCGCGCAAUGACAGCGUUAGACCGCUUCGCGCCUAUUACCGGUACUGGACUAUAUAGCUUCGCGUGGAUUGCAAAUGCAUCCACGACGGAAGACAGUAAAAGGCCGCUGCUGGUUGACGUUGGUGGUGGCAGGGGCCACGCUGUUGAGGCUAUCUGUAGAAGCACUGGACUGUCAUUGGAACGCUGUGUGCUGCAAGAUAAAGAGCCUGUCAUCUCUAAACUUAAAGGAUCGGAAAGGCUCUCGGGUCUGCAGCUAAUGUCUAUCGACAUGCACAAGGAGCAACCAGUUAAAGGAGCACUAGUAUACUACAUCCGCCAUUGCCUCCACGACUACAGCGAUGACGUAGCCCGCGGCAUUCUUCGGAAUAUCUCCGACGCGAUGACGGCUGAUAGUACGCUGCUGAUUGCCGAGCAGGUGAUAGGCUGGCCUCCGAAGCCUGAGUCUACCGCCAUGGACAUGCUUAUGCUAGCUGUUGGUGGGAAAGAGCGGACCGAGGCAGAAUGGCACCGUCUUUUGCAAAGCUCCGGGCUGGUGCUGGCACGAAUUCACGAGACCCCUGGCUCGUCGCAUUGUGUCAUUAAGUGCAUUAAAGCCGCUCCUACAACGCCUAACUAG
Molecule: messenger RNA, 1314 nt
Organism: Colletotrichum truncatum
Lineage: Eukaryota; Fungi; Ascomycota; Sordariomycetes; Glomerellales; Glomerellaceae
Source: RefSeq, a predicted model, not a curated record